ACACAUGCACGUUUCUGGUAAAGGUAGGGAGUAAAGUUCAGGCUGGUCAAGAGGACAGAGAGAUCACCGUCAUGCCCCGGAGGAAGACGGAGGAGCCGGACGACACGACCACGAUGAAGACGCCAUCAUCUGACUCCUCCUGCUGCGCGCCCUGUAUCAGUCUGAAGGACAGAUGUCCUCGACCUCGGGGAAUCAUCAACCUGCUCAUCACCAAAGUCUGUUUGUUUGCUCUGCUGUUCGGAGUCGUCUGGUCCAUCACAGGAAGAGAGUGUUUACCUGGAGGGAACCUGUUCGGCAUCAUCAUCCUCUUCAUCUGCUCCGUGCUGGGAGGGAAGCUGGUGGGAAUGAUCCAGCUGCCCACACUACCCCCCUUUCCUCCACUGCUUGGUAUGCUGCUGGCGGGUCUGCUAUUGCGUAACGUUCCUUACAUAACGGACGCCAUCUUCAUUGACACUCGCUGGUCUGCAGCUCUGAGGAACAUCGCCUUGUCCAUCAUCCUUACCAGAGCUGGUCUGGGCCUCAACCCUGAGGCUUUACGUCGACUGAAAGCAGUGUGUGUACGUGUUGCACUUGGACCCUGUAUGGUGGAAGCCUGCAUUGCUGCUGUGGUCUCUCACUUCCUGCUGGGUCUGCCAUGGGUUUGGGGUUUCAUACUGGGUUUUGUACUGGCUGCCGUUUCUCCAUCAGUUGUUUUUCCUUCAAUGCUGCUCCUGCAGAGAGAAGGAUAUGGAGUGGAGAAGGGAAUCCCCACCCUCCUGCUUGCUGCUGGAAGCUUUGAUGUUAUUCUCGCUAUAACAGGAUUCUCUACUUGUUUGGGAAUCGCCUUCUCUACAGGUUCUACAUGGAUGAACAUACUGAAGGGUCUGCUGGAGGUGGUGGGAGGCAUCGUAGCUGGUAUGAUCCUGGGAAUGUUCUUGUGCUGCUUCCCCAGCAAUGACCAGGAGGAUCUGGUCUUGAGGAGGACCCUCAUGUUGCUGGGUCUGUCCACAUUUUCAGUCUUCUUCAGUAAUGUUAUUGGUGCUGCUGGAGCUGGAAGUCUCUGUACACUGGUGCUGGCUUUCCUGGCUGCACUGGGCUGGAAGACUGAAAAGGCACCAGUAGCAGAAAUGGUGAGUCGGUCAUGGGAUGUAUUUCAGCCACUUCUCUUUGGUCUGAUUGGAGCUGAGAUCACGAUUAAAGCACUCAGCCCAAGUACUGUGGGUCUGGGUAUGGCCUGCAUUCUUAUUGGUCUGGUGAUCCGUCUACUUGUCACCUUCCUGUUGGUUCAUUAUGGAGGAUUCAACUUAAAAGAGAAGCUCUUCAUUUCUGUGGCCUGGCUGCCUAAAGCUACUGUGCAGGCUGCCAUUGGCUCCAAGGCACUAGACAUGGCGAGGGAGGAAGGGGAUGAGGCCUUAAUUAAGUUUGGUUUGGACGUGCUAACAUUAGCGGUGUUAGCCAUCUUGACCACAGCUCCAGUUGGUGCACUGGGUAUCGGACUGGCAGGACCACGUCUUCUGGCCCGGCAGGUCAAAGCAGAAGAGACAGAAGGUGAAGCUACACCAUCUUACCUGUGAGAGUAUUACACCAUCUUAUCCACCUUAUUCUUCUAAUCAGAUAAUUGUUGAAUCAUUAUACGGCCAUAGGCCACAUUAUGCCUUUGAUUAAAGAUUGUGAAAUCAUUACACUGUUUUAUGAUGCAUUAUACUGCUGAGUUAUAAGAAAUGCUGUUUGUGUAGAAUCAUGGCCUUCCUUUUCUGAUUACAAAGAGAACAAAACAUACUGUAGAGUUUUUCUGCCCCAUCUCAUCAGGAGGAGAUAAAACAGGAAGCCAAGGCCGUCACUUAGACGUCCCGUCUGGACGUCUGUAAUGCUCAAAUUGUUGUAUGGAAUAAAGAGAUUUUUGAUUGAG
Oreochromis aureus is the source of this 1888-nucleotide messenger RNA. Its product is annotated as sodium/hydrogen exchanger 9B2-like. NCBI's taxonomy places the organism in Eukaryota, Metazoa, Chordata, Actinopteri, Cichliformes, Cichlidae. Gene Ontology annotation, biological process: proton transmembrane transport. Bases 72 to 1553 code for a protein of 493 amino acids. The record is from RefSeq and is a predicted model, not a curated record. Gene Ontology annotation, cellular component: membrane. The transcript has 13 exons. Gene Ontology annotation, molecular function: antiporter activity.